CUUCUGUUUAUUUGUAUUUUAUAUACAGUACGUAAAAAAAAAUUACAAAAAAAAAGAAAGGUGAAAGGGACCAAAUCUGAAACCCUAACGCCGAAGAAAAAGGAGGAGAAGAAGAAGCCUGCUAAUGUGAAGAUAAUUUCCUCACAAUUUUAUCACAGCCAUUAGAGUCGUCUCCUUUUGCAUCUCCUUCAAGUUCCUGUGGACAUGCAGGCGGUUAAUUUUAUUUAAGAGAAAAAAAAAACGACAAUGGCGUCGAAAGGCCCAAGGUCUAAGCUUGAUCACGAGACCAGAGCUCGGCGUCAAAAGGCACUGGAAGCUCCGAGGGAGCCGCGUCGCCCUAAGACUCACUGGGAUCACGUCUUAGAGGAAAUGGUUUGGUUGUCGAAGGACUUUGAGUCGGAGAGGAAAUGGAAAUUGGCACAUGCGAAGAAAGUGGCAUUAAGAGCCAGUAAGGGCAUGUUGGAUCAGGCCACCAGAGGAGAGAAGAAACUGAAGGAAGAGGAGCAGCGGCUGCGAAAAGUUGCUCUUAAUAUUUCAAAGGAUGUAAAGAAAUUCUGGGUUAAAAUAGAAAAGCUGGUACUUUACAAGCAUCAGAUGGAGCUUGAUGAGAAGAAGAAAAAGGCACUUGAUAAGCAGCUUGAGUUUCUUCUAGGACAAACUGAGAGGUACUCUACAAUGUUAGCAGAAAAUCUAGUGGACAAACCAUCAGAGCAAUAUGCUGCACAAGAUAAACCGAGAAUUGCAUACAAGAAAGGAGAUGAUGCUAAUAUACCUGAGCAAGUCAAUGAUGAGUCUCAGUUGGACACUACAGACAAUGACGAUGAAUAUGAUGUGCAAUCUGAAGAUGAAGUGGAAGAUGAUGAGCAUACUAUUGAGGAAGAUGAGGCUCUUAUAACUGCAGAAGAAAGGCAAGAAGAAUUGGAAGCUCUGCACAAUGAAACAGAUAUUCCACUCGAGGAGCUACUUAACCGUUAUCCUGUAGAGAAAGGUAGCAGAGAAAGUAGUGAAAAUGGAGCUAAGCCAUCUGCAAAUGGGGAAGACCAUUGUGAGAGGAAAGGAAACAAUAUGUCUGCUGCUAGUGACAUGGAGAUAAGCUGCUCACCUGUUAAUGCUAGUCGUCGUUGUGGUGAAAAUAAUGGUGCCUUGCCCAUUCCAGACAAUGACUUAUUGGAAAUCAGGACCAAUGAAACCAGAAAUCAGUUAAGUAUUUCUGAUGAUCCAGCCAAAGAACGUGUGCCAUAUGAUUUCAGUGAUGAACAGGAAGAUGGUGAUUUUGAUCUUGCUGCAGAAGAAGAAAAGGAUGACGAGACAACCUUGUUGGAAGAGGAAGAGCUGGCAAAAGCAGAUUCAAAGAAUCCCAUAGAUGAGAUCUCAUUGCUGCAAAAGGAGAGUGAAAUCCCUUUGGAAGAAUUGCUUGCAAGGUAUACCAAGGAGCCUAACAAUGAAGUUUCAGAGGAUGAAUCUGAAUAUGCAUCUUUAUUAUCAGACAAUGUGUCAAAUUCCCCAGGCCAUGAAGAUGAACUGAAGCAGCUGGAUAACUCAAUGGAUGGAAUUGUUGAAUGUGGAAACCAUCCUCUUGUAGAAGAACAAGAAAAGGGAAAUGAAAAAAUUUCAGAAGAUGGAAGGGAGAGUGAGAAUAGGAUUGCUGAUGCUGCUGCUGCUGCAAGAUCUGCACAACCAACAGGCAAUACAUUCUCAACAACUAAAGUGCGCACGAAGUUCCCUUUUCUUCUUAAGUACCCUCUUCGUGAAUAUCAACAUAUAGGCCUUGAUUGGCUUGUUACAAUGUAUGAGAAAAGAUUAAAUGGGAUUCUAGCUGAUGAAAUGGGGCUUGGAAAGACAAUCAUGACUAUUGCUUUGCUUGCACACCUGGCAUGUGAAAAGGGGAUAUGGGGUCCUCAUCUGAUCGUGGUUCCCACAAGUGUCAUGCUUAACUGGGAAACAGAGUUUUUUAAAUGGUGUCCUGCCUUCAAGAUUUUAACAUAUUUUGGCAGUGCAAAAGAGCGUAAAUGCAAGAGGCAAGGUUGGCUGAAACCGAACUCCUUCCAUGUAUGCAUAACAACUUACAGACUGGUUAUACAGGAUUCAAAAGUCUUCAAAAGGAAGAAAUGGAAGUAUUUGAUAUUGGAUGAAGCUCAUCUGAUUAAAAAUUGGAAGUCUCAGAGAUGGCAAACUCUUUUAAACUUUAAUUCAAAACGACGAAUCUUAUUAACUGGUACACCUCUGCAGAAUGAUCUCAUGGAACUCUGGUCACUGAUGCAUUUCUUGAUGCCCCACAUCUUUCAAUCUCACCAGGAAUUCAAGGACUGGUUUAGCAAUCCAAUAACUGGGAUGGUGGAGGGACAAGAAAGAGUGAACAAAGAAGUUGUUGAUCGUUUGCAUAAUGUUCUCCGUCCAUUCAUCCUCCGUCGAUUGAAAAGGGAUGUGGAGAAGCAGCUGCCCAUGAAACAUGAGCAUGUCAUCUAUUGUAGACUUUCAAGGAGGCAGCGUAACUUGUAUGAGGAUUUCAUUGCUAGCUCAGAGACACAAGCUACCCUUGCCACUGCCAACUUUUUUGGGAUGAUCAGUAUCAUAAUGCAACUUCGUAAAGUUUGUAACCAUCCUGACUUAUUUGAGGGUCGUCCAAUUAUUAGUUCUUUUGAUAUGGCUGGUAUAGACAUGCAAUUAAGUAGUUCUGUUUGUUCAAUGCUUUCACCCGGGCCAUUUUCAUCAGUAGAUCUUUGUGCUUUGGGGCUUAUAUUUACUCAUCUUGAUUUUAGCAUGGCCUCUUGGGAGUACGAUGAAGUAAAGUCUAUUGCAACUCCAUCAAGAUUAAUUAAAGAGCGCUCCAACCUGGAUAACAUAGAAGAAGUUGGACUGGGAUCUAAACAUUGGAAGAAGUUGCCUGGAACAAAUAUUUUUGAAGAGAUUAGAAAGUCAUUAUUGGAGGAGAGAUUAAGAGAAGUGAAGCAACGGGCAGCAUCUAUUGCAUGGUGGAAUUCCUUGAGGUGUCAGAAAAAACCCAUAUACUCAACAACCCUACGAGAACUUCUCACAGUGAAGCAUCCCAUCUAUGAUGUCCAUCGCCAUAAAACUGAGCGACUCUCCUACUUGUACUCUUCUAAGCUGGGUGAUGUUAUUCUUUCACCAAUUGAACGGUUUCAGAAGAUGACUGAUCUCGUGGAAUCAUUUAUGUUUGCAAUUCCAGCAGCACGUACCCCAGUACCUGUCUUCUGGUGUAGUCAGACUAGAACUCCAGUGUUUCUUCAUUCAACUUAUGAGGAGAAAUGCUCUGAAAUGUUGUUACCUCUUCUUUCACCUAUCAGACCUGCAAUUGUUCGGAGACAACUUUAUUUUCCAGACAGGCGUCUAAUACAGUUUGACUGUGGUAAAUUGCAGGAGCUUGCAAUUUUGCUCAGGAAGUUGAAGUCAGAAGGACACCGGGUAUUAAUAUUCACACAGAUGACUAAGAUGCUUGAUAUUUUGGAGGUUUUCAUGAAUUUGUAUGGCUACACUUACAUGCGCUUAGAUGGAUCCACUCAACCAGAGGAGAGACAAACAUUAAUGCAGCGUUUCAACACAAAUCCCAAAAUCUUUAUCUUCAUUUUAUCAACCCGUAGUGGAGGUGUUGGCAUCAAUCUUGUUGGGGCAGAUACUGUAAUCUUCUAUGAUAGUGACUGGAAUCCUGCUAUGGAUCAACAGGCCCAAGACCGCUGCCAUCGGAUAGGACAGACACGUGAAGUACAUAUCUACAGGUUAAUCAGUGAGAGCACCAUUGAAGAAAACAUCUUAAAGAAAGCCAAUCAGAAGCGUGCUCUUGAUGAUCUAGUAAUACAGAGUGGAGGGUACAAUACGGAAUUUUUCAAGAAGCUCAAUCCUAUGGAAUUAUUCUCAGGGCAUAAAACACUUCAGAUUAAGAAUAUGCAGAGGGAGAAAAACCAUAACAAUGGAAACGAGGUGUCUUUGUCUAAUGCAGAUGUGGAUGCUGCUCUGAAAUAUGCAGAAGAUGAAGCAGAUUACAUGGCAUUGAAGAAAGUCGAACAGGAAGAGGCUGUAGACAACCAAGAGUUUACUGAAGAGGCCAUUGGGAGAUUGGAAGAUGAUGAAUUUGUGAAUGAUGAUGAUAUGAAGGCUGAUGAGCCUACAGAUCAUGAGAUGACAACUUAUAGUAAAGAUGGUGCAGUGAAUUUAAAAGAGAAUGGUUGCAUUGAAGAGAGAGCUGUAACUCUUACUGGCAAUGAAGAUGUUGAUAUGUUGGCUGAUGUCAAACAGAUGGCGGCGGCCGCGGCGGCUGCUGGACAGGCUAUCUCAUCCUUUGAGAAUCAGCUACGUCCAAUCGACAGAUAUGCGGUUCGGUUUCUGGAAUUGUGGGAUCCAAUUAUAGACAAAUCAGCCUUGGAAUCUCAAGUUGGGUUUGAGGAGACCGAAUGGGAGCUUGAUCGUAUUGAGAAGUACAAGGAGGAAAUGGAAGCUGAGAUUGAUGAUGACGAGGAACCUUUAGUUUAUGAAAGAUGGGAUGCUGAUUUUGCGACUGAGGCGUACCGACAAGAAGUUGAGGCAUUAACUCAACAUCAGCUGUUGGAAGAACAGGAAGCUGAAGCUAAUGAGAAGGAAGGUGCAGAUGAUGGACAUUUAGAUGCUAUGGUGUAUAAAAUGCCACGUAAUCCUAAAUUGAAGUCUAAGAAGAAACCAAAGAAAGCCAAGUUCAAAUCUCUGAAGAAAGAAUCUUUGACUUCUGAAUUGAAACACGUGAAAGAGGAGGCAUCAAUGGAAACUUUGUCUGUAGAUGAUGAUGAUGAUGAUGAUGAUGAUGAUGGUACAUAUUCGGAUACGAUGUCUCCUUGUUCCAGCAUGUGGAGAAAGCGUAAGAAAGCAGAAUCAGCAAUUGGUAUUGACAAAACGAGGUCGAAGAAGACUAAGAAAUUCAAAAAGGGUCCAGAAAUGUGCACUUUUAGUGUAGAUUCAGACCUGUCUGGAAAGCAUCAUGACAGAUUUACGGAACUAAAACCAUUUGAGGUUUUGGUUUCCGAUAUUGAGCAGAAGCCAGCUAGCAGGAGCAAAAUGGGAGGGAAAAUAUCCAUCAGUACCAUGCCAGUGAAACGGGUUUUGAUGAUAAAGCCAGAGAAGUUGAAGAAGGGGAAUGUUUGGUUGAAAGAUUGUGUUCCACCACCUGCUUUAUGGAUGCCACAGGAGGAUGCUGUAUUAUGUGCUGUUGUGCAUGAAUAUGGUCCACAUUGGAGCUUGGUCAGUGAAAUUCUGUAUGGGAUGACUGCUGGUGGGUUUUAUCGGGGAAGAUACCGCCAUCCAGUUCAUUGUUGUGAGAGAUUUAGGGAGCUAAUCCACAGAUAUGUUUUAUUUUCUCCGGAAAAUCCUAUUAAUAACGAAAAGAUGAGCAACAUGGUCCCUGGGAAGGCCCUUCUGAAAGUAACCGAGGAUAACAUACGGAUGUUGUUAAAUGUUGUUGCUGAGCAGCCAGACCAUGAGUUACUUCUCCAGAAGCACUUCACAGCACUGCUUUCUUCUGUGUGGAGGGUGAAAUCUCGUGUUGAAAAUCAACAAAACAUGCCAUCAUCUCGAAAUGCCCUUUAUAACAGUGGAAGGGUUUUCAAUUCUUCUGUCAAUCCGUUACCUUGGAACUCCUUGAGGGAAUCGGCAAAAAGAAUGAAAUUCACUAAUUUGGGACAGAGUACUAAGUUGCUGGCAGCUGCACUCCAUGAUGCCAGCAGUAGAAGGCCAGGUGAUAGAGUUUCCAAUUCCAAUGUGAAUGAAGAAGCUCCUGCUGUAGGCGAGAAGCUGGAAAUAACAUUGGAAUUCCAAAAGGAGGAAAAUGAUUAUGUGAUUCCAUUCCCACCUGUAAUAAGUUUGUCAAUACCUGGCUCAGCACCAUGGACGUCUGUAAAUAAGGCGGCUCACCAUCUCAGGGCAUCCACAAAUAUAGCUGAAAAUCGAUUCAGGGAUGCAGCAAGAGCUUCUUCAUCUGUGUUACCAGCAAAUGAUUUGAAGUUGUGGCUGGCUUCAAAGACUCAGUCCUUGGGAAAGCACAAGCUAUCUGUCUCUGAGUCAACCAAGCCUCCUAGGUCAAAGACGAGGAAAACUUUGCUGGAGCAAAAUGAAGGACACGCCGAGCUAGUAAUGCAACCACUGUCAGUUAGGGAUCCCAAUUUAAGGUUUGACCUGCCACCAGAAGUCAUUCAGGAUGAUAAGGAUGGGUUUUCUAUUUCAUUCAUGGAAAAAGAACUUUCAGUGGAAACGAGGAUCUCCGAAGCUGUCCCGCAUAACUAUGUUCCUGAUUUGAUAUCAGGUCUUGAUGAUUAUUCUUUGUUGCCGGAAUACACUGACAUUGGAUAGGAUUAAACUAGAGAACCAAAUAACAUCUUCUCGGCUUUGGCUCUCAUGACAAAUGUGUUCUGGUCGGAGAAUCACCUACAGCUGGGCGACCAUAAUUGUGUCGCCGGGAAAUGAUGGAAUCAACUGCCCAUUUUCAGGACGCCAAUCAAGGACAUGGUUUCUCUCAUGGUUGGAGUUUGUCUGCAAGGAGGAUCUGAAGUGGCUCUGCAGGAAGGAUCCCCAGGGUAAUGAAAUUACAAAAUGUAACAUAAUUUUUUGAAUUCGAUUCUUAUUGGAGGGGGGUGUGCCAGGCCAGUUUUGUUGGGGUCAGUUAAAUGAUCAAUUUACGGCAUGUUUCCGCAUAGAAAGGAAUUAGGGUAGGGCAAUAGAUACGAAUGAAAAAUGAAAGGUUGAGUCUCUCUCGCUGUCUACUCUAAACCCUAACCACCUGCAAUUUGUUUGAUUCCAAUCUUCAAUUAAUGGCUAGCUGAUUCUCGA
Molecule: messenger RNA, 6804 nt
Organism: Populus nigra (black poplar)
Lineage: Eukaryota; Viridiplantae; Streptophyta; Magnoliopsida; Malpighiales; Salicaceae
Product: protein PHOTOPERIOD-INDEPENDENT EARLY FLOWERING 1-like
Exons: 20
Coding region: 247-6327 (2026 amino acids)
Cellular component (GO): Swr1 complex
Molecular function (GO): ATP hydrolysis activity; ATP-dependent chromatin remodeler activity; ATP binding
Source: RefSeq, a predicted model, not a curated record